Messenger RNA from Chelonoidis abingdonii (Abingdon island giant tortoise), 5635 nucleotides. It is a transcript of the gene NFATC1, whose product is annotated as nuclear factor of activated T cells 1. Gene Ontology annotation, cellular component: transcription regulator complex. Lineage: Eukaryota; Metazoa; Chordata; Testudines; Testudinidae. Gene Ontology annotation, molecular function: RNA polymerase II cis-regulatory region sequence-specific DNA binding; transcription factor binding; DNA-binding transcription factor activity, RNA polymerase II-specific. The record is from RefSeq and is a predicted model, not a curated record. Gene Ontology annotation, biological process: regulation of transcription by RNA polymerase II; calcineurin-NFAT signaling cascade; cytokine production.
UCCUUCAUGCUCACUGAUCAGAAUACACCCCCCUGCAUAAGACCCCGGGAGACGGGAGGGAGGGAGCGAGGCGAACUUCCCAGGGGCUCCCUAGCAGGGCUUGCCGCAGCGCUACUGCCUGGGCUGUGCCCACUCGCUCGCCCUCUCCUCUCAGUGACAUUGCCCUGGGGACAGCUGCUGCCAUCUAACGUUUCCCUCUAGGGUCUGGCUUCCACUGCGGGAGGGGAGGAGGGUGACACACACCGCACCUUGGUUUCCAAGCAAGCCAGAGAGUGCGGGAAGCGGGGCGAAAGAAGCGAGAGGGAUCGCCUCCCUUCCCACCCCGCCUUCACCUCCUCCUUGCCGAGUGGAUGCCAAGCCCUGGCUUUCCUACUUCCAAGUACUUUCUAGCCGGACCUCCGGAUCCAGCUAGACGGAGAGAAACUUUGGUGGCUUUGCAGCGCUCUUCCUGCCCCUUCAGCAGCAGCAGCAGCAGCAGCAGCAUGAAAUCAGCAGAGGAAGAACACUAUAAUUAUGCAUCUUCAAAUAUAAAUGCCGGUUUGCCUCUAAAUGUGGUACAUUCCUCAUUGUCAACUCCAUGUCAUGGCCUUCAGACAUCCAAUCCUGUCAUUUCAAUUGUCCCAUCAACAAAUCAUCCUUCUGGAUAUGGAGGACACGUUGAUGGUGGGGCCUCUGGAUAUUAUCUGUCUCCAAAUGUCAGACCUAAUGGAGCCGCAGCCUUAGAAAGCCCCAGAAUUGAGAUAACUUCUUAUCCGGGACUGCAUCAUAAUAACAACCAGUUUUUCCAUGAUGCCGAGGUUGAGGAAGCUAUCCCAAAUGCUAAGCGAUCACCUUCUACUGCCACUUUGAAUUUACCAAAUAUUGAGGCUUACAGAGACCCAUCUUGCCUGAGUCCAGCAAGUAGCUUGUCUUCCAGAAGUUGCAAUUCUGAAGCUUCUUCCUAUGAAUCCAAUUAUUCUUAUCCUUAUACUUCACCCCAAACAUCUCCAUGGCAGUCCCCAUGUGUGUCUCCUAAGACCACUGACACUGAGGAAGGAUAUCAGCGCAGUAUGGUGGCCUGUACUUUACUUAAUUCACCAAGACAGUCUCCAUCUACGUCUCCCAGAACAAGCAUUACAGAGGAAAACUGGCUAAGUGCUUGCAACUCAAGACCAUCUUCUCCCUGUAACAAAAGAAAAUACAGCCUAAAUGGUAGGCAGACCUCAUACUCACCACACCACUCUCCGACACCUUCUCCUCAGAGUUCUCCUCGGGUUAGUGUAACUGAUGAUACAUGGCUGGGAAACACUAACCAGUAUACCAGUUCUGCUAUAGUUGCAGCUAUCAAUGCCCUUACCACUGACAGCACAAUAGACAUGAAUGAUGGAAUUCCUAUUAAAUCUAGGAAGACUGCAAUAGAUCAUACCCCAUCCAUGACUCUCAAGACUGAACCAAGUGGUGAGGAUCAUGGGACCAUAUCACCAACUGCUGAUUUAUCACCAGAAGAGUUUUCCGGGUUUCAGCACAUCCGGAAAGGAAACUUCUGUGAUCAGUACCUUUCUGUGCCACAGCAUCCAUACCAAUGGGCCAAACCAAAGUCUCUGUGUCCUACGUCAUACAUGAGCCCAUCCCUGCCUGCCCUUGAUUGGCAGUUGCCAUCUCACUCAGGACCUUAUGAACUUCGGAUUGAAGAACAGCCCAAAUCCCAUCACAGAGCUCAUUAUGAGACGGAGGGGAGUCGAGGGGCUGUGAAGGCAUCUGCUGGGGGACAUCCUGUUGUGCAGCUACACGGUUACUUAGAAAGUGAGCCGCUCACGCUACAGCUGUUCAUUGGGACUGCAGACGACCGCCUGCUGAGACCUCAUGCCUUCUACCAGGUUCAUCGAAUCACAGGGAAGACUGUUUCCACCACCAGCCAUGAAACAAUACUUUCCAACACCAAAGUCUUGGAAAUUCCACUUCUACCAGAAAACAAGAUGAAAGCAAUCAUUGACUGCGCUGGAAUUUUAAAACUUAGAAAUUCAGAUAUUGAACUACGAAAAGGAGAAACAGACAUCGGAAGGAAGAAUACACGAGUGCGGCUGGUCUUCCGAGUUCACAUCCCACAAUCCAACGGGAGAACUCUGUCUCUGCAAGUAGCAUCCAACCCUAUUGAGUGUUCUCAAAGAUCUGCCCAGGAACUGCCUUUGGUGGAGAAGCAAAGUGCUGACAGCUUUCCUGUGAUUGGAGGGAAAAAAAUUAUACUGUCUGGCCAUAACUUUCUACAAGACUCCAAAGUCAUCUUUGUGGAGAAAGCGCCAGAUGGUCACCAUGUGUGGGAAAUGGAAGCCAAAACCGACAAAGAAAUGUGCAAACCAAAUUCGUUGGUGGUGGAGAUACCACCUUUCCGCAAUCAGAGAAUUACCAGUCCUGUUCAGGUCAAUUUUUAUGUCUGCAACGGAAAGCGGAAGAGAAGCCAGUACCAGCUAUUCACCUAUCUUCCUGCUAAUGUUCCAAUUAUAAAAACAGAACCCAGUGAUGACUAUGAGCCUGCUCAAACCUGUGGACCAAUGACCCAAGGAUUAAACCCUCUCUCUAAACCAUACUACAGCCAGCAGAUCUUGAUGCCUCCUGAUCCUGGUUCGUGCCUUGUGGCUGGCUUCACUUCCUGUCAGCAGAGAAACACUGUGAUGUCAUCUUCCCCCAACUCAAGCCCCAAGCUGCAUGAUCUUUCAUCUUCUGCUUACAAGUGCAUCACCAACCCGGGCCACAGUCACCUAGGACUUCAGCAGCCCGCUGGAGGUGUCCCCACCAUACAGGAAGUGCCAAGGUCUAUAGUUGUGCACCCAAGUUCUCCAGAGCAAUCAUCUCUCAUCAUGCUGCAGCCGCAGGUGAGUCAACAUCUGAGCAGUAGCUGUUCCCUUGGUUACCAACAAACACUCUAUCCCAACAGUCCCUCUUCUCCAGUUCCAUCCGUUACCCAAGAGCCAACCUAUUUGCAGUCCUGCAGUCCAACUCACUCAUCCAUAAUGGGUCAACAGCAGCACCAACUGCCGAAGGUUCAAAGAAAUGAGUCUCCAACAAACCAACCACUGUCAUUGCCAGAGUUGCAUGAGGACAGUAAUCAUAAUUUGGCCCCUAUUCCUGUAAUGAUCAAGCGAGAACCUGAGGAAUUGGACCAGUUGUACCUGGAUGAUGUAAACGAAAUUAUCAGGAAUGACCUCUCCAGCACCAAUGUCCAUUCAGAGCUUGCAAUACUGGACUAGUUCAAAUCAAUACACGUUUAGCUCAGCUGGUAUAUCAGCUACAGCACAGAGCUGUCGUAACUGAAUAAACUGAAGACAUUAUCUGGUACCACUCUGAUCUUCUGCCUUACUGAAUGUUAAGAACUGAAGAUUUACCUCUUGCCUACAAAGAAGUAUCUCUUCAACCAACGAAACAUCUUCUUUAAAGAAAAUCAUCUCAAGAGGAGAAAAAAAGAGGAGGGAAUAAACUCUAAGAUGGCACAUUUCAUGGGAUAAAACUGGGAAAUUCAACAAAAGCUGAUGGCUUGUCCCCAGCACUGAGCCUUUUGGCACCACUGGAAUUCAACCCUGGAAGUGCCUUAUUUUACCAGAUUGUGGCAUCAGGACUUUUUUAAUAGGCUUUGAAUUUUCUACCGUUAAAAGUAUUUGUAGGUGCAGAAGCUAUAACGCUUGCAUUCUGGCAAUUGAUAUUUUAAAAAUCACAAGACAGCCGGUUGGAAAGGGAAUGACAUCCCUACUCAAAGUCAAAUACAUUUAUGAAUUCCAGAAUUUCUUCAGCUUUUCCUCUGCUGUAAUGUACAGCCUGUUGCCUUAUUCUCAGUGCAUUUCAAAAGCCUCCCGAUUUGUCAUCUCAGCUCUUUCUUUUUUUCAUAUACCGUCCUUAUUCUCUGCUAGUGAAUCAUAGGAUUGUUAGUCAUAGCAUGUUAAGAUUUUGAUUUUAAUCUGGCUUCAGUCAUAGCACAAGUAUGUUGAAUAGCACAAGAUAAUACGGUUGAUGGACAAAAAAAUUGAAAUCUAUCUAUUACACGAUAGAUGUAUGUGUAUGCAUGUACAUACAUUCUAGUAUAUAUGCAUAUAUUUAUAUAUGACAAGUAAUAUAGGUGAUUGCCUGGCCAGGGCACUGAAUUCAGCAAUAAUUUCCAUUUCUGCAAUGCAUUUCAGAUCCCAAACAAUGUUUCAGCUACUUCUGUUGAUGGUUUGUUACAUCUAAGACAGGUAUGCAUUUUCUUUCCUCAUGCAGUUAAGCAAGCACUUUAGACAGUCAAGAAGGAUGCAUACAAAAUACAUAAUUAUUUACCAAAUGGCAAAAUAUGAAUUAAAAAAAUUGUAAAUACCAUUAUGAAAGAGUGUAAAAUAUUUGUUCAAUUAUAAGAUUGUUAUUCCACAGAAGCCUUAUAAUUCUCUGCUACAUGUACGAAAAAUAAUAUUAUCAAAAACCAAAUGUUUAAUAUGCAAUGCUGUACAAUAUGUUUUCAGAUUAGCUAAUGUUUAUGGCGCACCAGAUAGGCUUGUAAGCGUAGUCUUUACCAUUGUAUUUUGUGCAAUCAAUUGCUUAUUAUAUAACUAGCAAUGACUUCUUAUUUCAUAGAACCAAAAAAGAAAAAAAAAAAAAAGAGAGAGAGAGCAUGGUUUAAUUUAAAAAUGUUUAACGUUAAUAUUGUGCCUUAGGAAUCAGCGACCCCUACUGGAAAUAUGCCUGAACAACACCUCUGUGUUGAGGUCGUAACUAAUUAACCACAAUGUUAUAAAAAUUGAACAGAUUUCACAAAAAAGUGAAAUUCUCCUAAACAGUUUUUAAAUAUAUUAUUCUGUACAAUUAUGUCUUACUUUCUUUUUUUAAAAUAUUGAAAGCCAUAUAUGUCACAUUUGCACAUUACUGUGAAGACAUAAGAAUAUAAUAUGGCUCUAUGAACAUAUUAUGCUGUUUCUGGUCCUGAUAGUACUCUGUAAUUCCCAAUCUGUUUAAUCCACGUUAUUUACCCUGUGUUUAGCAUUGUAGAACUUGCAUGAAACAUUUCUUGUAGACUGCCAUAUAAAAAAUUAAAAAGUGUGACAGAUGUCAGCUUAACUUGUAGUUAGAAAAAUAGAUCCAAUAAAGCAAGUCUGGAAGCUAGUGUUAGAGUGGUUCAUUUUAUGUUAUCUUGAAAAAUCUUCCUUUCUCGUAUAAAAUAAGCAUUUUUACAUUAUAUACAUAUAUACAUAUAUAUCACACGCUCUUCUAUUUGAAGAUAUUUGCAUCCUGCUGCAGCCUACUAAUAUACUCAUGUUAUUAGAGAAGUAAAUGUCUUUUGCCAACAGAAUCACACUUUUUUCUCCUUCUUUUAAAAGACAUUACUGCCAAAGAAAUAAAAAUUGAUAUAUGAUAUAAUUCUCAGAUGCUAUUCACUCUGUACUUCAGAAAUGUCAAUAAAGUGUGAGUGGAAGAACCUAUUACAGAAAUAUCCUUGGUGAGGCUUUGAACCCCUCCUCCCACACACACACUGUCUGCAUUACUGCAAUAACUUUAGCAAGAUAAUCAACUGUAUGUUUUGAAUAUGUUGCAUCUCCUUUGUCCUUAAUUUUUAUUUUUCUUCUUUAAGCUAUUUUGAAAAAAAAAUCUGUUACUUUUAAGCCUGGAUAAUGGAAGAUUAUGCAUCUCUUGUAUAUGUACU